Messenger RNA from Mercenaria mercenaria, 2772 nucleotides. RefSeq names its product carbohydrate sulfotransferase 1-like. Gene Ontology annotation, biological process: N-acetylglucosamine metabolic process; sulfur compound metabolic process. The record is from RefSeq and is a predicted model, not a curated record. The transcript is spliced from 4 exons. Gene Ontology annotation, molecular function: N-acetylglucosamine 6-O-sulfotransferase activity. Lineage: Eukaryota; Metazoa; Mollusca; Bivalvia; Venerida; Veneridae. The coding region runs from base 407 to 2002 and encodes 531 amino acids.
AACGCUUCAUCUGUUUGUGAUCUGAGAUGUGUGUUUAUCACGCAAAUGGUUCCUAUGAUUAUCUAUAUGAGUGAGAGAGUAUGCACAGAUAAUUCCUAUAUGCCAGGGAAUUUACUAAAUAAAUGCUGCAGCAAGUGAGACAUAACCAACGUGUUACCAGCAGACGAAAAUUCUACUGUAUUUACAUUAUCAAAUAUAUUGUAGGUCAAAAUCGAAAUACUCAGCAGCUUCCGAGUAGUCAUUGAGUUGUACCGGAUGCUGUGAAUUGUUUGUGUGUAGUGUUGUUUACACAUUUUAUAGUUUUAAAGCGUUCACAUUUCAGAUUGAGACGACGUUCUUACAUUUGGGAAUUAUGUUACUCUGAUUCAGUACAGAAAAUGGAUGUUUACACUUGAAGGAAAAUUACAUGAAAAGAAUUGGCAUUGUGGAGAAAUGCAGACAAGGGUCCGUUUACAGGACAGGCAGUAUGUUCAAUGGAAAGGUUUACCGUUCUGUCGGUGUAAUACUUGUGCUUGGUGGAGUUUUGUACCUGUUUAUGGCGACAAGAAUUAACAAUGGAGUAAAUGUAGGCGAUGUUGUUGUGCUGCAGCCAGUGCCUACAGAUGAAACACCAAAGAACCUCACUCCAUUCCAAAUACAUCAGCUGCGUGUAGCACCUGAUAAUGCUGCUUCGGUGACACGAGCGAUAGAUGUUAAUAUAAACAAAAUCCUCCCAAAACAACCAACAAUGGACAUCGAUCAUCAGGAUCAAGUAAACAAUGUCACAGAAACGGAACCAACCAACGAACAAAUAAGCAAAAAUAUUUCCAUUAACAUUAACAAAAUUAUUACAUUGACAAGGGAUCAACCAAGUGUCGUAAAACCAAUUUCACCAAACAGUUCCAAGGAUGUUAUAAAGAAAAAUGUUACUGUUCUAAGUGAUAGAAAGAUCGUCCUUAUUAUAGCUUACAUGAGGACAGGGUCAACGCUAACUGCUUCGCUGUUUCAAGAAUUUCCUGGCACUUUUUAUGUUUUUGAACCAAUUCGAGGUCUGACCGGAAAGUUCAAAGAGCUGCUGAAGAACAAUCAGACGUACACAACAAUGCAUUACAUCCAUGGGAAAGAAAGAAAUUAUACGGUUUCGCAGAAAUAUGAAGUGAUUUUGGAUGAAAUUAACAGCUGGCUAACAUGUAAGCUCGGUUCAAUAAGUAAAGAGAGCCUCAAUGAUGACUUCCAUAGAUAUUACACCAAAAUAAUGAAGAUUUUUUACUUUUGUAGCAAAGGCCCGAUGGCUCGUUUUAAAGACGCAAAGACAUUUAGAAUGCAUGCCAGAAUUCAUCCACGAUUACGGCAGUAUUUUGAUAGGUCAAAAAGUAUUGAUACAUGUUUAAAAGCGGCAAUUGGUUCUUGUGAAAAAUCACCGCAAAGGGUAUUAAAAUUGAUACGAUUGCCAAUGGAAGAGGCUGCAAAGUUGUUACCAUUUUAUCCAAAUAUGAAAAUAAUACAUCUUCUCCGUGAUCCACGAGGAAUUCUGAAUUCUAGAAUAAAGGUCAAAGCCAUAACCCCAAGUAUCUAUAAGAAGAAUGUUCAAGAGCUUUGCAGUCGAUUUGAGGAUGACCUUAAGCAUUCAAAAAGAAUUUUGCAACAGUAUUCGGACAGACUUAAAAUUGUCCACUAUGAAGAUAUGGCAGAAAACCCGAUGGUAACUGCGCAUUCUCUUGUAGAAUUUGCUGGGUUAGAGUUUUUAAAACCUAUGCAAGACUUUAUUCGUAAACAAACAAGUUCAUUGCGUGACUCCUGUGCCUAUUGCACACAAAGAAAAAAUUCUAGUACAACAGCACAUAAGUGGCGGACACAGCUUGACCCAAAAUAUGCAAGGUAUAUUUAUGAUACGUGCAAAAAGAGUAAUAGUGUUUUAGGUUAUCUUCCUUUACCAUCUAUUGACGCAAUGAGAGAUGAAGGAGUUCCUUCAAGACAAAUUGUGGACGUAAAUAAAGAACUUUUGAUAAACGAGAAUUUCUGACACCAUUGCAAAACGUUAUAUUUACAGUAUUUACAGAAAUACAUUCCAAAUCAUAAAUCCAGUAAUGGCGAAAAGGACAAUCAAAGUUGUUUCAUGGAAUUAUAUCGAGAAUAAAUGUUUCUUUCAAAGCCAUUUUGACAAAAUGGGCCCAUAAUUCAUGUAACGUUUUCUUAUGUUACUUAUUUCUUUGUGUUUAUGAAAUAAAGGAUAUACAUCGAAACUAGAAGAUGCAGGUUCAUAAGACUUGUUAUCUGAAAGGAAAAUAUUGUCAAGAGAAGCAUCUGUGAUACUUACAGCGUUGUCCAAUGCUGCUCCAUUUUAGACAUGUUGUAUAAGGAAUGAAAUAUGUUAAUUAGACUGUAAGCAGAAGAGUAAAUACCCCCGGAAUUAUGAGGUGGUAUUUUGUUAGAUGGAAGCAACAGGUCUUUCAUUAAAAAAAUGACGAGUGAUUUUACAUGAACUUGGAUCGAUAUAUUUCGAAUAGGAUUUUCUUGAAACUUUUAGUAAUAUACUUUUUGUGAAGUUUUCUUCUUCCGAUUUACUUUUACACAUGGGAAGUGGAAGGAAAUUGCCACAUAUAUUUAAAGUUUUUUUCAUUUUUCAUACAUUGAAAUUAGUAACCCUUAAGAUAACUUUAGACCUGUGUAUUGAAAAUACUUUAGCGAGAUAAAACGUUUCGAUGCAGUUUUAUCUAAAUACUCUCAACCGGUCACAGUGUAAAUCUUUCCCACCGAAGUAUAUACAUUAAAGAGAUAUAUAUUUUCUACGUA